Carcharodon carcharias (great white shark) is the source of this 1767-nucleotide messenger RNA. RefSeq names its product tumor protein p53 (gene tp53). Bases 169 to 1356 code for a protein of 395 amino acids. Gene Ontology annotation, molecular function: RNA polymerase II cis-regulatory region sequence-specific DNA binding; protein binding; DNA-binding transcription factor activity, RNA polymerase II-specific. NCBI's taxonomy places the organism in Eukaryota, Metazoa, Chordata, Chondrichthyes, Lamniformes, Lamnidae. The record is from RefSeq and is a predicted model, not a curated record. Gene Ontology annotation, cellular component: nucleus. Gene Ontology annotation, biological process: regulation of transcription by RNA polymerase II; apoptotic process; protein tetramerization. The transcript is spliced from 11 exons.
GGGGGCGGGGGCCUGGGACCGCGGCGGCCGCUGGGACUGAGGGGAAUUCCCCGACUCUCGGAGACGGAGUGGAGGAGGCGGCGGCGCCGGAGGAGAGAGCGCGGCUGAGGCAGCCGUGUCGGUUAAACCUGCCUGUUGCCCACUAGCCUGUUCCCACCAUCAGUUGCAAUGUCGGAAAGUCAAUUGGACGAGCCCCUGAGCCAGGAGACGUUUCGGGAGCUGUGGAAUCAGCUCGAGGUCCCAAGUGCCAAUGUGGGGCUGGAGAAUGAACUUCAAAUAUGGGACAACGAGUUCAGUGGGCUGGAGCUCGCGAUGGAGGAACUGGACAACAAUCCCCUGGAGUUCCCUGUCCUUCCCGACAACCCACUGCCUUAUCCCAGCUCCUCCCAGGCAGGGCCGGCCACAGACAUUCACGUCGCGGCUCCAUGCACGGUCCUGGCUACCACUGAGUAUCCUGGACCACACGAGUUCCAGCUCCAGUUUCAGCAGUCGAGCACAGCGAAAUCAGUCACUUGUACGUACUCUCCGAGCUUGAACAAACUCUUCUGCCAGUUGGCCAAGACCUGCCCUGUCCAGGUUGUAGUGGCCUCGGUGCCUCCCACGGGGACCCUGCUCCGCGCUACUGCCGUCUACAAGAAGCCCGAGCACGUGGCGGAGGUGGUGAAGAGGUGCCCGCACCACGAGCGCGGCUCGGAGACUGAUGGACCCGCCCCUCCGAGUCACCUGAUCCGGGUUGAAGCAAACAGCCGAGCACGUUACGCAGAGGACGAGCACACCAAGAGACAGAGUGUCAUCGUGCCUUACGAGUCACCGCAGGUGGGAUCGGACUAUACCACGGUUCUCUAUAACUUCAUGUGUAACAGCAGCUGCAUGGGAGGCAUGAACAGACGGCCGAUUCUCUCCAUCCUCACCUUGGAGACCCCUGAUGGCCACCUUCUUGGUCGAAGGUGCUUUGAGGUGAGGGUUUGUGCUUGUCCAGGUCGGGACCGGAAAAGCGAGGAGGAGAAUCUGAAGCGGCAGCAGGAGAACUCGAUGGUGAAAUCUGGAGGUUCUGCAACCAAACGCACGAUCAAGGAGGUUUCACAGGCCACAACCUCACCCGACUCCAGAAAGAAGAAAGCGCUGUCGGACGAUGAAGUCUUCACCUUGCAGGUUCGGGGGCGUGAGCGCUAUGAACUGAUGAAGAAGCUGAACGAGGCACUGGAGAUUAGCGAGCUGAUCCCCACUGGUGUCAUCGAAGCCUACAAGCAACAACAGAAACAUCGGUUGAAAGCGUCUCAUAAGAAGGAGAAGGAGAGCACCGAGAUCAAGAACGGAAAGAAGCUGCUGGUGAAGGAUGAGAGGGACUCGGACUGACACCACCACCCCCCCCCACCCCCCACCCCCACUCUUCCCAGCGGCGGUGGACUCCCUUGGGAGGGUUUUUGCACACUUUGCCAGUUUUAAUCAGAAACUGCCUGUCUGUAUUCUUUUUUUAAAAAAAAUAUAUAAAAUUCUUGUGUUUUUAUUGCUGAUGCGAGCGGCGUGGGGCAGGAUUGGUGUCUCCUUCUCGCUCUGUGUUAGACCCGGCCUCUCCCGCUACCCAGGGGUCAGUAUCAGGGGGACCCCAGUUCCAUUCCUUCGUGUGGGAGGUGGAGGUGGAGGCGGGGGGAGUCUGUACCUCCUCAUUCCCCCCCCCCGCCGCCCCCAUCCUUCGCCUUCCCUGCCACCUCUCGAUGCGUUUGCCCUCUGACCCACACUUGCCACAGGCUGGGGGGUGGGGCUGUG